AGCAGUGCCUGCCCACGUGAGCUAGGCGACAUCCCCCUAAGCGGCUGCGGCGCAUGCCCACAGCGGGCGAGGCGCUAGAGGCGGAGGCGCCGGGAGGCGCGGGCUUUGCUCCUGGGGUCUCGGCCUUGGCCGGCUGGACCUGACCCUAGGGCGGCUUGCGCAGCUGUCGGGACGUGACUGCGUUCAGCCGCGUCGGGCGUGCUUUCCAGACUUGCCCAAGUUCGGGUGCCCUAGCUGCCCCUUUGCAGCCGCUGGCCUACCCCGCCCGCGGGAGCUCAUAUCCUUAUUUUCCAUGACAGAUCUUAACGACAAUAUAUGCAAAAGAUAUAUAAAGAUGAUAACUAAUAUAGUUAUACUGAGCCUGAUCAUUUGCAUUUCGUUAGCUUUCUGGAUUAUAUCAAUGACUGCAAGCACCUAUUAUGGUAACUUACGACCUAUUUCUCCGUGGCGUUGGCUGUUUUCUGUUGUUGUUCCUGUUCUGAUCGUCUCUAAUGGCCUUAAAAAGAAAAGUCUAGAUCACAGUGGGGCUCUAGGAGGGCUAGUCGUUGGAUUUAUCCUAACCAUUGCAAAUUUCAGCUUUUUUACCUCUUUGCUGAUGUUUUUCUUGUCUUCUUCGAAACUCACUAAAUGGAAGGGAGAAGUGAAGAAGCGUCUAGAUUCAGAAUAUAAGGAAGGUGGGCAAAGGAAUUGGGUUCAGGUGUUCUGUAAUGGAGCUGUACCCACAGAACUGGCCCUGCUGUACAUGAUAGAAAAUGGCCCCGGGGAAAUCCCAGUCGAUUUUUCCAAGCAGUACUCCGCUUCCUGGAUGUGUUUGUCUCUCUUGGCUGCACUGGCCUGCUCUGCUGGAGACACAUGGGCUUCAGAAGUUGGCCCAGUUCUGAGUAAAAGUCCUCCAAGACUGAUAACAACCUGGGAGAAAGUUCCAGUUGGUACCAAUGGAGGAGUUACAGUGGUGGGCCUUGUCUCCAGUCUCCUUGGUGGUACCUUUGUGGGCAUUGCAUACUUCCUCACACAGCUGAUUUCUGUGAAUGAUUUAGACAUUUCUGCCCCGCAGUGGCCAAUUAUUGCAUUUGGUGGUUUAGCUGGAUUACUAGGAUCAAUUGUGGACUCAUACUUAGGGGCUACAAUGCAGUAUACUGGGUUGGAUGAAAGCACUGGCAUGGUGGUCAACAGCCCAACAAAUAAGGCAAAGCACAUAGCAGGGAAACCCAUUCUUGAUAACAACGCAGUGAAUCUGUUUUCUUCUGUUUUUAUUGCCCUCUUGCUCCCAACUGCUGCUUGGGGUUUUUGGCCCAGGGGGUGAACUUUAUUUCAUUUCCACAGGUUGAAACUGGUGAGUCCAGCUAAAUUUGCAAUUCCAACUUUCAUCCUAAGAAUAAUAACUGUAAUGGCAAAGCAGAAAUGCCAGUUCCUCCUGUAUUCCAUUGAGAUGGGAUUUCACAUUUUCCUCUCAUCAACUCCCCUGUAACAGCUAGCGUCUUUCUAGUGAAAGAGAAGAAUUCCUAGAACUUAUGCAUUUUUUUUCUGCUGAAUGGAAGUCUUGAGCAAUGAAGCUAUAUUGUCCCUACAUAUUACUAUAUAUUGAACUGAAAGUUCUUACAUAAUCAAUGUCAAGUUUUGUCUUAUUUUGUUUUGUUUGUUUAAACCAGUGUAGGAAAUAAAAGUGAUGAUAUUUAAAAUAGUUCUCAGUUGAAGCAGAGAAAUGCCACUGUGCUAGUUGCCCAAAUGUUGUGUCUAUUUUAAAUUGUUUAAGCUGAUGUGUAUGGGAGCCUAAACAAGUGUAGUAUCCUGAACUUCUCCCAUUAAUUGCUAUUCACAAUUGGGAAAAGUGUGGAGAUUGGUUCCUAGUGAGUUUUGCGGCCUACUCCACAUUUGUUCUUCCUUCCUCAGGGUUAGUGAUGAAAAAAAGUAAAUAUCUUUUUCAUAUGUCCAUUAGAAUGUAUGAAAAAAAUCAUUUUAACUAAAAGCAAAAGAAUUUUAUCUUAUAUCUAAAAAAUGUAUAACUUACUAUAUGUUUCAGUUGCUCUCUGAACAAAAAUUAUCUUCAAUUUAAUAUGUGGAAUGUGUUUUCUAGCUUUCUUUGAAUUAUGUAUGGCAACCUGGUUUAGCACUGGCAUCCUGAACAGUUAAGAGUCACUGGGAAAUUAUUGUAUUUCUUUAUAAAUUUACUAUCAUAUCAAUUGCUGGAAAAUGCUAUGAUUUUUCUAUUAUUACCUUCUAAGUUGUAUUCUCUCUUACACUGUAGCCUCAACUAAGGCAAUUCUGCUGUUUGUUCUUCACUAUGAUUUACUGUGUGCCAAAGGAGUUUUGACAGGAUACAGAGUAUUUUACUAAAAGUAUUUUUAAAUGUU
Messenger RNA from Pan troglodytes (chimpanzee), 2351 nucleotides. It is a transcript of the gene FAABTP, whose product is annotated as transmembrane protein 19. The record is from RefSeq and is a predicted model, not a curated record. NCBI's taxonomy places the organism in Eukaryota, Metazoa, Chordata, Mammalia, Primates, Hominidae. The transcript is spliced from 7 exons. Gene Ontology annotation, cellular component: membrane. The coding region runs from base 293 to 1303 and encodes 336 amino acids.